AUGGCAGGCAGUCGACUAGUGGUAGGGCUCGAUUAUGGCACGACCUACACUGGCGUGUCGUUCUGCGAAAUAUCCGACUACACCUUAGAACAUCAACAUAUCGAGGUUGUACACGAUUGGCCGUCACGUCAUGGAAAGAUCGGCACAAAAGAGAAGGUACCAAGCGAGGUGGCCUAUCUGAAAGAAGGCCUGCGAUGGGGCUCUGACAUCCCGCCACAUGAGAAGCGACACAUGUGGACAAAGCUUGAAUUAGACAACCGUGGAGAUGGCGAGGCCGCCAUGGUAAUCGGAGAGACUGUGUCUUCGUUUGGGGUACGCAAACCACCCGUUGAAAUCGUGGCCGACUUCCUUGCGCAAGUGAAGGCUCAUUUGAUCAAAAACCUGGACGACAAAUACGGCAAAGAACUAUGGAGGACGCUUCCCAUAACAUUGGUGGUGACGGUCCCAGCUGUGUGGUCAGACGUUGCGAAACACCGGACCAUGCAGGCUAUCGAAAAGGCCGGCUUCAAUUCUCUAGAGUUUCGAGAGCUGAGAAUGCCUAUCAUCGUCACUACAGAGCCAGAGGCCGCUGCUCUCUACACCAUCAAAACGCUCCGUGGUACAUCACAGGAUACGAAACUGGCAGUUGGUGACGGUUUCAUUGUCUGCGACAUGGGAGGCGGGACCGUUGAUCUUAUCGCGUACCGAGUUGCCAGUGUCCAACCCACGGUCAUCGAGGAAGCUACUGUAGGCAAUGGUGCUCAGUGUGGUGGUAGCUUCAUCGACCGUGCUUUUCUUCAGUGGCUUGAACUCCGUUUGGGCACGGAUGACUUCAUUAAGAUUGCUGGUUGUCGAAGUGAAGAGCUACCUCGUACUUCGCUCAAUAGGAAAGCGGCCAAACUUCUUCAAGAUUUCACUAUGGAGGUCAAGAGCGGGUUCUCGGGAACUCAGACGAAUUACCUGCUAUUGCCAAACCCUCUGAGCGCCAUUGAUGAUGAUGAGAAGAGAGGCAUCAGCGACGGAGAUUUGAAGAUCACAGCGGGCGAUACACGAGCAAUGUUUGAUUCAUCUAUUUUCCAAACAUACGAGCUAAUCCAAGAGCAAAUCAAGCGGGCUCGCGAAAGCAAUAUCAAGAUCAAGUAUCUCUUCUUGGUCGGUGGCUUCUCGGAGUCUCCAUACAUGUUUUCCAAGAUCAAAAGCUUCGUAGAGAAGCAAGAGAUACAGGCGAUUCGGCCUCUCUAUGCUUGGUCAGCAGUUGUUCGAGGUGCCGUGACCAAAGGCAUUGAACAAGGUAGUGGCGCUAUUUUGAAGCGAAAGAGCCGUCGGCAUUAUGGUACAUCAUAUUCCUCACGUUUCAAUAAACGCGUUCACAACAAGGCCGACAUGUACGUCGAUGAAUACGAUGGCCAGAGAUGGGCUAGAAACCAAAUGAGCUGGUUGAUUCAGAGGGGGCAAGAUAUGCAUGCAUCAGACGCAACACAUGCAGCUGUCGAGAUAGUGUCGAAUUGGUGGUCAAUUUACCAUGUGGCAACGCUGACUUCAGAUCUGAGCGACCUACCUACGAAGGAAAUGAAGUUGAAGACUAGCUCAUCUGGUCGCAAGUACUACAGUGUGGAUUGUACGGUCAACAUAUCUCUGCAGUCUGCCUUGGACUUCUUUAUUACAGUCAAAGGAAAGAAGCUUGGUUCUUUGACCGUCAGCUAUGAUUGA
This is a messenger RNA of Exserohilum turcica Et28A, 1689 nucleotides long. RefSeq lists its product as uncharacterized. NCBI's taxonomy places the organism in Eukaryota, Fungi, Ascomycota, Dothideomycetes, Pleosporales, Pleosporaceae. Gene Ontology annotation, molecular function: ATP binding; ATP-dependent protein folding chaperone. The transcript is spliced from 6 exons. The coding region runs from base 1 to 1689 and encodes 562 amino acids. The record is from RefSeq and is a predicted model, not a curated record.